GUGUUGGCUUCAUUCAGUGGCGGGUUCCGCGGUGGACGCAGCUCCGGCGGGCGGGCGGGCGCUGCUCUCGCUCAGUAAGAACAGGUCCUCGGCCGGCAUCGCUCAGCGGGCAGCAGCCGCAGGAGGAGGUGCUGCGGAGGAAGGCAGGAUGCUGUCCCGACUGCGCGCGGCCGUGGUGCCCUGCGCCCUGGCGCGGCACGGCCUGCACACCAAGGAGAAGGGCAAGCCACUCAUGCUGAACCCGCGCACAAACAAGGGCAUGGCCUUCACCCUACACGAGCGACAGAUGCUUGGGCUGCAGGGACUCCUACCUCCCAAAAUAGAGACACAAGACAUCCAAGCCUUGCGCUUCCACAAGAAUCUGGCAAAAAUGACUGACCCCUUGGAAAAGUACAUCUACAUCAUGGGCAUCCAGGAGAGGAACGAGAAGCUGUUCUACAGGGUGCUGCAGGACGACAUCGAGCGCCUGAUGCCCAUCGUGUACACGCCGACGGUGGGCCUGGCCUGCUCCCAGUACGGACACAUCUUCAGGAGGCCCAAAGGAUUAUUUAUUUCCAUCUCAGACAGAGGCCACAUCAGGUCAAUUGUGAACAACUGGCCAGAGAACGACGUUAAGGCUGUCGUUGUCACCGAUGGAGAAAGAAUAUUGGGUCUUGGGGACCUGGGUGUGUACGGGAUGGGAAUUCCAGUGGGAAAGCUGUGUUUGUACACAGCCUGUGCAGGGAUACACCCAGAUAAAUGCCUGCCUGUGUGCAUCGACGUUGGGACUGAUAACCCAACACUCCUCAAGGACCCCUUCUACAUGGGGCUGUACCAGAAGAGGGAUCGCUCGCAGGUCUACGAUGACCUGAUAGAUGAAUUCAUGGAAGCCAUCACGGACAGGUACGGCCAGAACACCCUCAUCCAGUUUGAGGACUUUGGGAACCACAACGCUUUCCGCUUCCUGAGGAAAUACAGAGAGAAGUAUUGUACCUUCAACGACGACAUCCAAGGGACAGCCUCGGUGGCCUUGGCAGGACUGCUGGCAGCACAGAAAGCCACUGGGAAACCACUGACAGACCAGAAAGUGCUGUUCCUUGGGGCGGGAGAGGCCGCCCUGGGAAUUGCCAACCUGAUUGUGAUGGCCAUGAUGGAGAGCGGUGUUUCCUGUGAGGAGGCCUCCAGGAGAAUAUGGAUGUUUGACAAGCACGGCUUGCUGGUCCAGGGCCGAGAGCAGAAGGUGGAUUCCAACCAGGAGCCGUUUACACAUCAGCCUCCAGAGCACAUACCAAAGACGUUUGUCGAGGCAGUGAAUGUACUUCGGCCUUCAGCUAUCAUCGGCGUUGCUGGGGCAGGACGCCUGUUCUCCCAGGAUGUGCUGAAAGCCAUGGCUUCCAUCAACGAGCGACCCAUCAUCUUCGCCCUGAGCAACCCCACGGUGAAGGCCGAGUGCACGGCAGAGGAGGCGUACACCACGACCGAGGUGUCUGCCCUGGAAGCUCCAGGAGGAUUUUCAGGGUACAUUAGGGCAGGGCUGGCAGCGACUGGCAGGUCCUGGGCAGCAGGCUGUGGUUCUGAGGCGCUGUGGUUUCCCUGCGGCGUGGCUCUGGCGGUGAUCCUCAGCAGCGUCCGGCACAUCAGCGAUAAGGUUUUCCUAGAGGCUGCCAAGGCCUUGGCGGAGCAGUUGACAGAUGAAGAGCUCGCACAAGGAAGACUUUAUCCUCCGCUGUCCAAUAUCAGGGAAGUUUCUAUUUAUAUUGCUGUCAAGGUGAUGGAGUUCCUGUACGCUAACAACAUGGCCUUCCACUACCCCGAGCCCGCCGACAAGGACCGCUACAUCCGCUCCAAGGUCUGGACCUACGAGUACGAGUCCUUCAUGCCCGACGUGUACGACUGGCCCGAGUCCAAGGUGCACUGACGCGCCGCACUCCUCGGGCAGCACCGCCUACUCUGCAGGGAUCCCUUCUCACAACAACUAAAAUCACCGUCUUGGGCUCCUCUAAUUUAUUUGCGCUCAUUUCGUUGCCUUUUUGUUUGUUUGUUUUGUUUUUCCCCCCUUCCUUACACUCCGUUUUUUACCUGGUUUCUCCCAAGUACCUGACGAACGGUGUGGAUGACGGCCACAGGGAUGAGAGAGCCCUCCAAAAUUAAUUUAAACAGUGACAUUGCAUUUCUGGCUCAGAGCCAGCACCACACUGAAGAAUUCCAUUGAUGAUGUUUUCCACUCCAUGCGUUUGGUGAUGAACUGUAGCUCUCUCAUCUCUGCUGAUCUCCAGAAUGAUUUAUUUCUGCCUUUAAUAAUCAGUCUUCUAAUUGUCCCAGUGCUGUCACACUGCAUUAGCUGUGGCAUCAAGGGAGACCACUUCUCAUAAAAAAAAAAAGAAAGAAAAAAAAAAGAAAAGGAAAAAAGGGGCAGUUAAAGACAAGUUCAAGAGUCUAAUGGGCCUUCUGCUUUGUUUAAUGUUUGAAGAUGCCCAUGUCCUGAUAUCCUUGUGGCACUGGCUGCUGUUUCCUUGAGGGGCAGCCAGAUGUACACGUGUGGAGUCUGCAGCAAAGCUGGCAGUUUUGUUUUCAUCACUCGGUGAAAUCUGUUCUCAGGAAAAAUGUGAACUAGUUCAGAUUGUCCUUGGGAAGCCUGAAAAUCAUAUCAGUCACUUAACAGCUUUUAGAAACAAAGUGGCGCUGUCGCAGGGUAAAUUUUAUGGGGUAGAGGUAGGACCUGAAGUAAUUUAUGGAAAUCUCUUAGAGAUUUUACAAGGAAGUUUUACGCAAUGGACUUGAGAUGACGUACCAAAGGAUUUUUAUUUAAUUUUUUAAUUGUUUCAAGAUUCUGUUUUGUCUAAGCCAGGUUGUUUUCUCCCUUGCACCCCCUGGGCCUCACGAAAGGACUGGUGUGUGAUGUCCUAUGGCACUGCUGGCUGGAAAGCUCCACAGUGGAGUCACCUGGAACAAGCGCCCUGUAGGCAGCAGAUGAGGCUGAGAGUGGUGUCAGGCAGCUGUUUGCACCAGUCUGACUGAAUGUUUCCUGUGGCAGUGUGAGUACUGGACUCAAAAACGCCAUGCCUGCCAUCGCUCCACCUCACUCCACCUGCAGGUCUAGUUUGUCAGAGCUCUGGUGUGAAAACAGCAAUCUCCAGCGGAGUUUUCCCUUGCCAGGGGUUGUGCUGCAUGUUUGCUACAGAAACCACAGUGUGUGAUCCCCUGGAUGUGGGGCAGAGACUGAAGUGACCAGGGACAGGCAGGGACACCCAGUGAGGGCCAUGGGCUGUGACUGAAGUGACCAGGGACACCCAGUGAGGGCCAUGGACUGUGACUGAAGUGACCAGGGACACCCAGUGAAGGCCAUGGGCUGUGACUCCCCCAGGUGUGGUCCCUGCAGCCAGAGCAGUGAUGUGCCAGGAGCAGAAAUAAUCUGCUAAUAAAAAAUAAAAAAUAAAGCAGGAUCUGUGCUGUUUCCCAGCUUGCUGCAGCAAGGCAGGGGUAGGACAGGAGUAAAUAAAAUAGAGAGAUAGCAGCGCUGUGCUGGCAAACAUCAUCCAAGGAGAUAAAGUAAAGCUUGCUUGGGAUUUAGCCGUGGUAAACACUGCUCUUGUAUCCUCAGUUAUGUAGGAAAAUGCAGUCUCCACAGAACAGGCCAGAACAGAGCAGGGAAAAUGGUCUCAGAACCCCCUCAGGCACCUACAGCCCAGUCUCUGGCUGUAAAAUUACAUUGAAACAAAGAGCAGUAACUUUCCCCCUAAGUGGGGAGAGAAGACUGAUUAUAUAAACACAGAAAAGAGUGGUGCAGGGAAAAACCUGUGGUGUUGAAGCUGUGGUAAAGUGUUGUGUGGUGGGAAGUGCUUCACUGCUGAGUGCUGAGGUGCACGUGGACAGGAGCUUGCACUUGCGAGGAAAUGUACAAAAGACACCAACACACACACGCACACACACAGAGGAUUUCUACAAAGAGUGCUUUUUUCAUCUAUUUUUGCUAUGCCUUGUUUUUAUCGUAUUUAAGUUAGUGGUCCUACUGAAAAAUAAUUAUUUAUUCAGCGUAUGGAUUGUUUUUGCCUUCUGAAAACCCAGCUGUGUCUGAAGCCUGUUGUAUUGUGCCAGUGGAGUUGUGCAUCGCUGGGUUCCAGAGUUCUGGGAACACACGCCUCCCCGCUCCUGCCCCGUUAGACCAGUAACAAAACCACCCCAAAACGCACUGAUCGCACGUCCCAGAGGCAGGAGAACCGGUCCCUGUGGGAAACACAGGUCCACAGCCGCUCCUUCAGCCCGCUUAUUUUAUUUUCAAGGUUACGCUGCUGUCCGUAACCCGUGGCCACGGGUAGUGCCCAGGAAAAGCAGGACCUUGAGAAAGCCGCGCUGGCUGCGGGCAGCAGGGCCCUGCUUUGGGAUUUUUGGGUUUCCCGGUUCCCAAAGGGAGCAAUCUCCUCUCUGGCACAGCCUCCCUGCUGUCUUGCAGCAGAUGCCAGGAGGGAUUGCUGAGAGCCAGCUGGCAGCGGGGCUUUCCCGAGCACAAAUGUAAUUUUCCUGGGAAUCCCGCUGUCAGGAGCAGCCCCCUGGCUCUGUCCCCUGUGGCACCUGGGCCGUGCUCACCCUCCCGGGCUUUGUCUGGCUCUGUGCAUGCCCUGCAGUGUGGGCAUGUGGGAUUUUCCCUUCCACUGUUGGCAGCAGGCCACCUCACAGAGCGUUAACUCCAUUUCACCCCCUCUGCCUUCUCCUCCAGGAUAUCUUUUUUUUUGAUACGUCAAAUUUUCAGAUACACAGAUUCAUGCCCUGUUGUUCUUCAGGUACAAUUAAUCCUUGAACUAAUUACAACUGCUAAUCUUGCUGGCUAGUAAGGAACCAGUUUCCUUUUCCAUAUCAUUCUUAACAUGAUUUUUUUUUUUUUCUGUUUGCUGGCUUAUUCAAAAUAUUUACCCAUCUUUGUCUGUACAGAAAAUUCUCUUUAGACAGUAUGCAAAGGGAAACAGGUGUCACCAGGAUGCAUUUCGUUGUGUUACAUAGCGUAAGUUAAAAAAAUACAUCACCUAGAGGACCACCAGUGUUGUGGCUUGUCACACAGCCCCGGUGACUCGCCCUCCAAAUGAUACAAAAGACUGUCUUCCAUGUCUCUGGGGCACGCAGAACCCUUCCGAGAGCAUCAGGAGCUUCCCUGAGGUCAGGCUCUUCCAGGAUUUAUCCAGUCCUUGCUUCCUUAAAGUCAGCCUGGCUGAGCCUCUUGGCAGCGACCUGCAGGAACGUUCAGGGGACAGUAAAAGUGUCUAAUGAAGCACAGCCUUUCUUUAUAAAACACGUGUGUUUUCGUUCAGAGGUGUUGCAAAGGUCUGUGUGUUCCCGGAGCCUCUGCCCAGGUCUCCACACGGCACGUGGAAGGCGACGAUUAAAGUGCUGUGUCCGAUGUAUUUUAAACCCCCGGUGUGAGCCGUGGCACGAGUUCUCAGCUGCGUUUGUGGACAGUGGUGCAUCCUGACCCUUUGUGUUCGUUUCCCAAGCUUCAGACCGAGUGGCACUUACCCUGCAGAGUGGUGUGUAACAGGUUUCCUGUGGUCGGUGCGUGUCUUCCUCUCGUACUGUUGUUUCCAGCACGCUGUUUCAUGGGGAUAAAGUAACUCUGUCACACUCCUCCGGUAGUUCCUGCAAAGAUGAACGAUGCACCUUUUAGCUUCUCGUUAGCAGCCCUGCGUGGUGACUGUUCCUGUGGGAAAGUGGGGAUCACUGUUGUAGAGCUCCAACCCUGGUUUUAGUUCAGCUGACCCUGCCGCAGUCCCGGCUGGUUUUCCUUGACAGAGCUGCCGAGCCGAGCUCCUCUGUGGGUCACAGCUGUCUCCCGUCGGUGCCGGAGCACUUUGGGCUGCUCUUCCGUCCCGAGUGCUCCCUGUGCCCAGAAACGCCGUCAUCGCUGCAUUCCUGGGGAUGACCCGCGCCGCUGCCCUGUUCCGUGAGCGCUGCGGGCAGGUUGGUGUUCGUGGAGAGAGGAAACGCAGAGCCAAGCUCUGGCUGCAGAGCCAGGCUCUGGCUGCACUGCCUCGGCAGCUGAAUCUGAGCAAAGCCAUUCAGCUGCCGCUGCUGGAGGCACACCUGGCCCUGUGCAGACCCUGCCCGCUGCCAGGAGCGCACCAGCGCGGCGUCAGCGCGCCGUGGGGCUCCGGGCGAGCACCGAGCCCCACGGACCCUCAGUUCUGUAGCAAAAUACAGCUCUCCGUGGGCAUGGCGCUGGCUCGGGGAGCACAGCUGGAGGAAGAGCUUCUGUCACCGUUCGUCCUGCUUGUGCUGCUGGGCCGUCGUGUUCCCCGGGCACACGAGGCCAGCGCUGGACUGAACUCGGCUCGCCACCAACCACUGACUUUGGCUCAUCCCUGCCUCAGCUGCAUCCUUCCUAGCGGGAAUAAAAACACCCUUGGGACUGAAGAUGGCUGCUUUCUCAACAAAACGGCAAAAUAAUCUGCAUUUAUUUCUAUCUUAAACAUAUCUACCUUAGGCAGAUCAAUGUAAGCCUGCUGGAGCGCUGGUGGGAGCAGUUCCAGCCUGGUGUGUGCCGCUGUGCCGGGGAGGGCCAUUGCUCAGCUGAAACUAAAACUCUGUGUAAAAUGUGGACUGGUUGGGGUUUCUUCCUACUUUAUAACAUUGUAACUCUAUUGAAAUGUGUGUUCUAGUCUUCUAUUUUCUUAGUAAAAUGCAUUCCCUUUGCCUAA
This is a messenger RNA of Parus major (Great Tit), 6662 nucleotides long. It is a transcript of the gene ME2, whose product is annotated as malic enzyme 2. Gene Ontology annotation, biological process: malate metabolic process; pyruvate metabolic process. Gene Ontology annotation, molecular function: NAD binding; malate dehydrogenase (decarboxylating) (NAD+) activity; malate dehydrogenase (decarboxylating) (NADP+) activity. Gene Ontology annotation, cellular component: mitochondrion. NCBI's taxonomy places the organism in Eukaryota, Metazoa, Chordata, Aves, Passeriformes, Paridae. The record is from RefSeq and is a predicted model, not a curated record.